ACCACCUGUUUGGAAAUCUUACUUGUAUCAGUUGCAACAGGAAGCUCCCCAUCCUAGAAGAAUAACCUGCACUCGUGAGGUAGAGAACAGACCCAAAUAUUAUGGAAGAGAAUUCCAUGGGAUGAUCUCAAGGGAGGAAGCUGACCAAUUAUUAAGUGUUGCAGAGGGAAGCUAUCUCAUUCGUGAAAGCCAAAGGCAACCUGGAACCUACACUUUGGCAUUAAGAUUUGGAAGUCAAACCAGAAACUUCAGACUCUACUACGAUGGAAAGCACUUUGUUGGGGAGAAACGUUUUGAGUCCAUCCAUGACCUGGUGACAGAUGGAUUGAUUACUCUUUAUAUUGAAACGAAGGCAGCUGAAUACAUUUCCAAGAUGACAAUAAAUCCAAUUUAUGAACACAUAGGAUAUACAACUUUAAACAGAGAGCCAGCACACAAAAAGCAUAUGCCAACCCUGAGAGAUGAACAUGAUGGCAAAGAGUCUACAGGAGAGGAUGAGGUAGCAGAAAAGAGGCCAGUCUUACGAAGAAGGAUUGCUCUCUUCAGAGAGUUGCACUAUCAGCUGAGAAGUAAUUGCGUCCUGGAUUAUAAAAAAAAUGAACAAGAAAGAAAUCUUAGAACCAGUGAACAUAAAAAUAUUAAAGGAGGUAGGGAAGGUAAUGGGCAGACAAAGCAGCUGCCUAAAAUCUAAUUUAUGUUUCAGUGACUAAAGUUAAAAAGAAAACAUAAUGUAAAUUCCAUUGUGUUAAAUUAAAUACUUUGUUUAUUGAAAAUCUGACAUAUGAAAGUCUUUUUUGAAGUUAUUU
This is a messenger RNA of Manacus vitellinus (golden-collared manakin), 806 nucleotides long. Its product is annotated as N-chimaerin-like. Gene Ontology annotation, biological process: regulation of GTPase activity; ephrin receptor signaling pathway. The record is from RefSeq and is a predicted model, not a curated record. The transcript has 6 exons. The coding region runs from base 122 to 691 and encodes 189 amino acids. NCBI's taxonomy places the organism in Eukaryota, Metazoa, Chordata, Aves, Passeriformes, Pipridae. Gene Ontology annotation, molecular function: GTPase activator activity; ephrin receptor binding.